AGUUCAUAUCAAUAUAGUAUGGUUGGCAUUGCCUGCAGGCAGAGCAUAACAAAAGUGGGCAAUGGAGAAGAAGCUAUCCUCAGUUGCGAAGACCUUCACUCCCUCACCCAUUCAAGAGCUCUCUCACUUAGCUCAGAGAUGCAACGCCAUCAACCUCGCCGAAGGUUUCCCGGACUUUCCCGCUCCCACCCACCUGAAACUCGCCGCCGUUUCUGCCAUCAAUUCUGACUUCAACCAGUACAGGCAUGUCCAAGGAAUUUGUGAGCACUUGGCGAGAAUUAUGAAGGCAAUGCACGGUGUUGAUGUUGAUCCCAAGACUGAUAUAGCCAUUUGCUGCGGCCAAACUGAGGCCUUUGCAGCCGCAGUAUUUGCUGUGAUAGACCCGGGGGAUGAGGUUGUGCUGUUUGACCCUUCUUAUGAAACAUAUGAGAGUUGCAUUAAAAUGGCUGGAGGAAUCCCUGUAUAUGUAGCACUUGACCAUCCUUUCUGGAGUUUGGAUUCAGACAAAUUCAUGGGGUCGUUUACUUGCAGAACAAAAGCUGUGAUAUUAAACAGUCCUCAGAAUCCAACUGGGAAAGUUUUCACUAAAGAUGAGCUUGAGAUCAUUGCAGGAGCUUGUUGCAGAUGGGAUUGCCUAGCUAUAACAGAUGAAGUGUAUGAGCAUUUAACAUAUGACAACAUAAAGCACACAUCACUUGCCUCACUUCCGGGAAUGCAAGAGCGGACUAUCAUUACUUCUUCUUUAUCGAAAACUUUCUGUGUUACAGGGUGGAGAAUUGGAUGGGCGAUUGCUCCAGCUUUCUUUGCCUUGGCAAUUAGAAAUAUUCAUGUUAAACUUACUGAUUCUGCUCCAGCACCUUUCCAAGAAGCAGCCUUGACCGCCUUAAGAAGCCCACCAGAUUAUUAUGAAUCAUUGAGAAAAGGUUAUGAAUCAAAAAGAGAUUACAUUAUGGAGCUGCUUGCUAAGAUUGGUUUUCAAAUUCAAUUUAAGCCUCAGGGCUCAUUCUUUUUAUUUGCAGAACUUCCUAAAAAUUCCCCACUUUCUGAUGUAGAAUAUGUCAAGGAAUUAAUAGAACAAGCAGGAGUGGUUGCAGUACCAGGUUGUGGUUUCUUUCACACAAAUUUAUCUUUGGAGAAACCAACUCAAGUGAGUUGUAACUAUCAGACGAGGUACAUCAGGUUUGCUUUCUGCAAGAGCAAUGCUACAUUGGCUGCUGCAGCAAAACAACUUGGUGGGCUCAAGGUCGGUGCGCCUGUCUCAGCAGGAACUACGAGGGAUAAAUGAUGUUCCAUCGACGUAAAAUGGAAGUGAUGCAACUGCAGUUGAUCUAUCAGGAAAACCAUUGCGGUGAUACAGAUAUUGAACAAUGUAAAUUGCAUUAGAUGUUGGGAAAUAUUCUUUUAGAAGGUGCAAAAGAGAUGUCUCAGAGUUGAUCAUGCUGAUCUAAUCAUGUUUUCUUUUUCCCCAAAAGGAUCGUACCGCAAUGAGUCUUUGCCUAGACUCUGUUGGAACGAUUGACUGUCUAAAGGUGGUUAAGAUAGAGACCACACAUUUUGUGAUUGUUUCAAUAUCAAGUCAUUCCCU
This is a messenger RNA of Manihot esculenta (cassava), 1585 nucleotides long. Its product is annotated as methionine aminotransferase. The record is from RefSeq and is a predicted model, not a curated record. Lineage: Eukaryota; Viridiplantae; Streptophyta; Magnoliopsida; Malpighiales; Euphorbiaceae. The coding region runs from base 62 to 1285 and encodes 407 amino acids. Gene Ontology annotation, biological process: biosynthetic process. Gene Ontology annotation, cellular component: cytoplasm. Gene Ontology annotation, molecular function: pyridoxal phosphate binding; L-kynurenine:2-oxoglutarate transaminase activity. The transcript has 9 exons.